UUUCUCAAAUUAAAAAAAAAAAAAAGUUGUAAAUAAAGAGGAAAAUAAGGCGGGGAAAAGGAUCACGAUUCACAAAAUUAGUGGAAAAAUCAUAAGUGCUUCGUCUACUCCAUCGGAGAUCUGGUGUUCUGAAUUCGACAAAUUGAGUAUUGAGAUUUCUGGGUGAUUUCGUCUAAAUUGGUUAGGCUAUAUAAAUUUCAGGACGAAACGAGCGGAGACAAUCACAGGAUCAUUGUUUAUUCUUUGGUCAUGAGUUUAGAGGGGGUUUAGAUUUAGAUCAGUGUUUUUUUUUUUUUUUUGUUUCUAUUAUUAACCUUUAAAAUUCAGGAGCAUAUGGGAAAGAGAAACACGUUCUGGGCUAGAAAUUCGAAUACAAGGGUUAGAUCUAAGGAUAAGGGUUCUGAUGAAUCAGAUGAGGAUUAUGUGAUUUCGGAAGAGGAUGAAGAAGAAUCUGAGGCUGACCUCAAGGAGGAGUAUGCCUCAUCUCUAGACGGUGAACCAUCCUUUGAUGGUUUUGGUGGGUCUGAUGCCCUGGAGGAUGAGGAAUUUGAUGAGCUGGAAGAGGAAGAUGUGAUGCUGAGGAAUGUUGAGUGGCCAAAAGUCAAAACUGGUCCUCGCGGGAAUCGGAAAAUCACUGGAUGUAAGUCCAGAAACACCAACCAGGUUCUAUCUGACAAUGAAGAUGUAGAUCUCGACGAUGCAGAUGAUGACGAGGAGGACAUCAGGAAUUCUAUGCAGGCUGUUGGAAAAGUUGGGUCUUUGGAUGGAGAGAAACACCAACGAAUAGGUUUAGGAAAGCGAAGGAGAGUUUUCUAUGAGAUUGAGGAUGAAGAUGGAGACUAUCCAGAGGAGGAUGGCGAGGAAGACGAAGAGAGGGAUGUGCAAAAUGUCAGGUGUGAAAAUGUGGAUUUAAAUUCUUUGCAUGAUGCUGAAGAUGGAAAGAUGGCAUUGGAAGAGCAGGACAAUGUGUCACACGAGACAGAAAAGGAAGAUGAUGGAGAUUAUGAGGAUGAGGAUGGCGAUGAAGAUUUUACAGAUGAAGAUGUAUCAUUAGACGAGGAAGAGGAGGAAGAAACAAUUGCAUGUAACAAAACCUCACUCAAGGUUGGUAAGAAAUACAAGCAAAAGCGAAGAUCUGGAUUAGGGCGUAAAAGAAGAAAGAAAUGCUCUGUUGCUAAAGCCCCUUUAACAAGGGGAAGAAAGAGACGUGGGAAAAACACAAAGAAAGGAGUUGAUGAAGAUGAAGAUGAUGGUGAUGGUGAUUUUGUAGAUGACUCUCUACCUGCAAGAAAAAAGGCAAGGACAAAAUCAUCAAGGUCAAGGCGUCGCUCUACCGUGCCAUCAGAUUCAGACAUUGCAUCCUCUGGAGAAUCUGAUUAUGAGUACACAAUCUCGGAGGAGGAAAGAGAGCAGAUAAGAGAGGCCGGUAGUUUGUUGAGAAGUAGUGUGAAGCAUGCAUCAUCUAUAAGACAAACCACAGUCAAGAAGGAUUUACCUCAGCUUCGUAAGUCUCCUGUGAAGAAAGGUGAAAAGAAAGUAGAGCUUGUUAAAAGAGAUGUGAUAAAAAACGUUUGUGGGAUUUGUCUGUCUGAGGAAGACAUGCGAAGAUUGAAGGGAACAUUGGACUGCUGUAGCCACUACUUUUGCUUCACUUGCAUAAUGGAGUGGUCGAAAGUAGAAUCUCGCUGCCCACUCUGCAAACAGCGGUUCAGAACAAUCAGUAAGCCUGCAAGAUCUACACCUGGAGUAGAUUUGAGAGAAGUUGUGAUACCUGUACCUGAACGUGAUCAGGUCUAUCAACCUACUGAAGAAGAGUUGAGGAGUUAUCUCGAUCCCUAUGAAAAUAUAAUAUGCACGGAAUGUCACCAAGGUGAUGAUGAUGGGCUUAUGUUGCUUUGUGAUCUUUGUGAUUCAUCUGCCCAUACCUACUGUGUUGGUCUUGGGAGGGAAGUACCUGAAGGAAACUGGUACUGUGAAGGUUGUAGACCUGUUGCACUUGGAUCAGCUAGUUCCCAAACGCAUAUUACAUCCGAGCAACAAAGGGUUAGUGGCUUUUACAGUAGACCGUCACCUCCUGUAGUUUCAGGGCAAUAUCAAGAUAUGUCUUUGCUAGUCACUCCACGGACACCAUUUUUCAAUGGAGAAAACUUAUUUUCUCCCAGGCUUCCCAAUGGUGAUGUUCAUGGUUCUUCUCCAUCCGGCUUAGGGGCAACCACAUUAUCAAGAAGAAGAACGCUUCACAGACACAUACAAAAUAUUAUCAACAGUGAUAGACUUAUUAAUAUGGGUGCUAGAACUGGUGGAACAUCGAUUGCUAACUCGAGUGAUGGUUUCAUGACUACACAAAUAGGUCAUAGCCAAACAAUUGACCUGUCUCAGCCUGCAGUGAGCCAAGAAACAGGGGCGUCAUUGUAUACAAUAUCUGAGGAAAGACUACCCAACAACAAUUCAUUGAUUUCUGCCCAUGACCCUGAGCUUUUGUCUCCAAAGUUAGAUGAAUUUGGAAGCCAAGGAGUAUUCAGACGUUUGUCUAAUGAUACAUUUCUUGGCGAGCGACCUAUCGAUUUAGGAUUCGAUCAUGGACUGGCUCAGGGUGAUCCCUUGUUUAGUAAUCAACAACAUCUACACAGCUACAUGCCAAAUACAAUGUCUUCCAUGGGAGGAGAACGACUGCAACAAAGAGUUAAAGCCCAUCUCAAAAACUUGUCCAGUAAAAUCGACUUAGGUCAAACUACGUUCGACGAGAUUUCCACGUGCUCAAUACACACGAUACUGGCAGCUUGUGAACUUGAACACAAGAGCAGUGAAGUCCAUCUCGUCCCGCCACCAGUGACGUGUACUCACCAUCAUAUGACACCUGGCAGCAGCAGCAGGAGUAGUAACAGCAGUAGCCUGAUGAAAGGGUGUUGCUAUUCUUGUUUUGAUUCAUUUGUAGAAGAUGUAGUUAAGAUGAUUCUAGACACAAGACAACCCCAUUGGUUGAGUCUAGGGCUCCAUUAAACCACUUGCUUCAAUUGUUUAGAUUGUUAGGAAAUUAAAUUUCUUUUUUUCUUGUCUUUUUUCCUGAACUUGUUUAGCAUUGUAUAUGAUACAGGUGAGAUUAUUUUCAUUGAAAAAAAAGAAUUAACUUUUUUUAUGUUACA
This is a messenger RNA of Capsella rubella, 3143 nucleotides long. RefSeq lists its product as uncharacterized. Bases 334 to 3000 code for a protein of 888 amino acids. The record is from RefSeq and is a predicted model, not a curated record. Lineage: Eukaryota; Viridiplantae; Streptophyta; Magnoliopsida; Brassicales; Brassicaceae. The transcript has 4 exons.